AGAUCAAAUAAGGACCACAUAAAGGAAAUGCAAGGAUAUCCAUAUAUAUGAAGUUGUCAAAAACCUUAUCUACAUUUGUUAGAUUAAAUUGAGGAAAGAAACUAUUGUUGCCUUACUAACCAAUAAAUGACACCCAUCACUUUAUCUCCAACAAAGCAGCUGUCCCUGGAAUUGAAUGCCACCCUGACCUUAUCUGUACUUGAACGAUGUUCAACAAUGGGGGAACUCAAGCAGAUUCAUGCACAGAUGUUAAAAACAGGCCUUGUUGCAGAUACCGUCUUAGUAAGCAAAGUCCUUACUUUUUGUGUGUCUUCGAAAUAUGGUAAUCUAGAACACGCUCGGAUGGUUUUUGAUAGAGUAAAUAGGCCCAAUACUUUCAUGUACAACACCAUGAUUAAAGGAUACUCAGAGAACAACAAACCAGAAACAGCCCUUCUUUUAUAUCAGCAUAUGCUGGAUCUUUCAGUUCCACAUAAUUCCUACACUUUUCCUUUCCUGCUUAAAGCUUGUUCCAGUUUAUCAGCUAUGGAAGAAACCAAGCAAAUUCAUGCUCACGUUGUUAAGUUAGGUUUCGGCUCAGAGGUUUAUGCUGUGAAUUCCUUGCUCCAUGUCUAUGCAUCAUCCGGCAGCAUGGAAGCUGCGCGUUUGCUCUUUGACCAGGUCUUGAAACGAGACGUUGUUUCUUGGAACUUGAUGAUUGAUGGCUAUGCAAAGUGUGGCAAGAUGGAAACUGCAUAUGAAUUUUUCAAGAACAUGCCAACGAAGAAUGUCAUCUCUUGGACAACUAUGAUAUCUGGAUAUGUUGGGGCGGGCAUGUACAAGGAAGCCUUGAAUUUAUUUCAAGAAAUGCAGAUUGAAGGUGUGAAACCAGACAAAGUUGCCCUUGCAAGCACUCUAGCUGCUUGUUCAUAUCUUGGAGCGUUGGAUCAAGGGAGAUGGAUUCAUGCAUAUAUAGACAAGAUAGGAAUUGUGAUUGAUCCAAUCUUAGGCUGCGCCCUUACAGAUAUGUAUGCAAAGUGUGGUGACAUGGAAGAAGCUUUAGAAGUUUUUAAGAAACAGAAGAAAAAGGAAGUUGCUUUGUGGACUGCAUUGAUUUAUGGAUUUGCAAUUCAUGGUCGUGCAAGAGAAGCGCUGGACUGGUUUGAGACUAUGCAGAAGGUCGGAAUCAAGCCAAACCAUGUCACUUUUACAGCAAUUCUGACAGCAUGUAGCUACUCAGGACUGGUUGAUAAAGGAAAAUCAUUGUUUGAGAGCAUCGAACGAGUUCAUAAAUUAAGGCCAAGAAUAGAGCAUUAUGGGUGCAUGGUUGAUCUACUAGGCCGAGCAGGGCUCCUGGAAGAAGCAAAGGGAUUGAUUGAGCUAAUGCCUGUAAAACCAAAUGCUGUUGUUUGGGGAGCAUUGCUCAAUGCCUGCCAGAUCCAUAAAAAUGUCGAAUUAGGUACAAAGGUAGGGAAACUGCUGGUUGAAGAAGAUCCGGACCAUGGUGGUCGGUAUGUUCACUUGGCGAGCAUUCAUGCAGCAGCAGGGGACUGGGACCAAGCAGUUGAAGCAAGGAGGGAGAUGAAAGAACGAGGGGUUUCGAAACUUCCGGGAUGCAGUGCAAUUAGUCUGAAUGGGGUUGUCCAUGAAUUCUUGGCCGGGACCAAGUCCCAUCCACAGGCAGCAGAGAUUUACCGCAUGUGGGACAGUAUAGCUGAAAGACUUGAAAAGGAAGGAUAUAAACCUGCAUUGCAGAAUCUACUGCUUGAUCUGGACAAUGAAGCCAAAGAAAUGGCAAUCAAUCAGCACAGUGAGAAGUUGGCUAUUGCAUUUGGAUUACUUAGAACCAAACCAGGGACAACUAUUAGAAUUAUCAAGAAUCUUCGGAUAUGCGAGGACUGCCACACUGUAACAAAACUUGUGUCCAAGAUAUAUGAUAGGGAGAUUGUCAUGAGGGAUAGAACCAGGUUCCACCAUUUUAAGGAUGGCAAUUGUACUUGUGGAGAUAAAUGGUGAGGAAGGAGAGACCACAACAUUAUAUUAACUCAUUUGUUAGUACACUAACUAGGUGUAGUUAAUGUAUAAGCUUUGUUAAGCACAAGCCAAACGGCUUCAGCUCCCAAAAAUUAAAAGAAUCCGAUAGUGCAAAUAUGAAGCCCA
Molecule: messenger RNA, 2139 nt
Organism: Gossypium raimondii (Peruvian cotton)
Lineage: Eukaryota; Viridiplantae; Streptophyta; Magnoliopsida; Malvales; Malvaceae
Product: pentatricopeptide repeat-containing protein At5g66520
Exons: 1
Coding region: 127-1995 (622 amino acids)
Biological process (GO): RNA modification
Molecular function (GO): RNA binding; zinc ion binding; protein binding
Source: RefSeq, a predicted model, not a curated record